AGACUGAGGGUGAGAGUCUCUGACUCUGGUCAGAGUCUGAGAGUGAGCAGAAAAAUGACUUUAGUAGCCAGAUCUAGCAGGCUUUUAAUUGACAAUUUAAAAAGACAUUUAAGUUCAGUGUGCCAUAUUCAUCAUAGAACUUCACACAAGUUUCCAUAUGUAGCAAAGUUUUUGUCCUAUAGUCCAGCAAUAAGUCAACAAAAUUUAGUUUUCAAAUAUUUCACAGCCUCAGUUUUUUUAUCACUACGAAAGCUAAGUACGACUAGGAGUAUAGCAAUAUUUUGGAAGGACAAGAUUAGUGUUCAAGACACUAACAAAAUGAACAAUUCACAUACUAGCCACGAUGGUAAAAGUCUUGUCAACAGAUAUAUAUUUGUUCAGACAUUGGACCAAUUCUAUGAAGAUGUACCAGAUGGAAUCAUUUUAGACACAGCAUAUGCAGACUCUCGCCCUGGAGAAGCAUAUGAUAAAUAUGUACCUGUAGUACUUGGACUGCAUGACACACCUGGAACACAUCAUGAUUUGUUGCCGAUUCUUGGAACCUUUGCAAAAUUAGGUUGUAGAACAAUUGCUCCAACUUUUCCAGGACAUGGUGAGACACAGAGUUUGAUGAGAGGUCUUGACAAUGUCUUCUGUCACUCAACCAUAGAGAGAGCUUUAUUUGUUCAUAAUUUUUUAAAUGAACUGGACAUAAGGAGGGUAGACAUGGUAGUAGCCAUAGGAGCUGCGUGUUACCCUGCUCUUCGACUGUGUGCAGGAGGAGACUUGACCAACUUUUACAGGUCAAUGGCUUUGAUUUCCCCAUGGCCAUUGACCAGAAAAAGAUAUGAAGCCAACAUUGAGCUUGCCAGAAGAAUUCAAUAUCUGUGGGACAAUCCCUUAUUACGUCCUCCAGUCAGAUUGCUGUUGCCUUCUUACAAGGAUGGUAAAUCUCAGACAAUCAGAGAGAAAGUUACAUCGGCUUACUUGUUGAAUAAUCUGAAUCUACCAGAGGCAGCUGGUUUUGCUUUGGCAGCUGGAAUUUUGAAUGUUCCUCGUUUUGUUAUGUUUGGUGAGUGUGACCAUGAAGUGGAGAAAAAUCUUUACUAUGACUUUGUGGACAAAAUGGAGAUACCUAAAGCUAACAUCUCCACUUACAAAGGGAAAUUAGAUUUCCCUAAGUUGCCAGGUGCUAUGGCAUUCCCUGAAGACAACUAUGACAUACACAUGGAACAUCCUGGAGUUAUUAGUAUAAGCCUCUUAAGCCUUUUGAAACUGUUUUACCCAAAUAUACAGUUGUAGUCAUUUUAUUAUGUACAUAGCUCUAACUCUUUCACUGACAUCCAAUGUAUAGGACAUUGUAUCAGCUGUUUUAAAGAGUUUAGUUUCACAAAAUAGGCAGAUAGUGGAAGGGAGCAAAGUUCAAGGGAAGUUCAUCUGACAAAAACUGAUUCAAGUCAUUUUAAUGACAUUUCUGAAAAUAUACAAGAAAUGUUUUAUAGUUUAAAAAACUUUUUCAUUGAAAUGAACUCCCUUUGUUAUUAUAUUUUCCUAAAAAUAUUAUCCAUUCAAUCCCAGAGUGAGGUAGUGUUGACAUUUAAGUGUGUUUUAGAGAACCAAGCAUAAUGUACAAAACUAUAAUACUGUAUUGUGUAGGUGUUAUUCUUUAAGCUUAUCAUUGUUAGUUUCAACACUGAUAUGUAUGUUUGUGAGUCUUGUGAGUUAAAAAGUUGAAUUAUAUGAUUGAGCAGAAGCUUGGUUUUGUUUCUUCUGGUAGAAAAUUUUUAUUUUCAACAAAAUAUAAAUUCCAAAUAAAAUACAUGUUUUAAUUACCCACAGGAUGAUAUGAAUCUUAGUCCCAUGAAAAUAAAAAAUAAAGUUGAAAAAAAACAACAUUAUUAAAUCAUUUGACUUUUAAAAAGUCAUAGAACAAUCAUACAUGUAAAAAAAAAAUUGUCUACUGUUAAAAGUACUGAAGGCAAAGGGAGAGCUUUAUGUACUCUUGCAAUAACUUGAAGGGUGUAACCAUCAUCCUCAUUGAAUAACUCGAAGGGUGUAACCAUCAUCCUCAUUGAAUAACUUGAAGGGUGUAACCAUCAUCCUCAUUAUUUCAGGUUCCCUUUCACAAGUAUAAUUCUAUUCUUGUUAGUGAAUGUGGACACUAGCUCUGAUCAAACAGACAGCUGACAAAAUGAUAUUUAAAAACAAAUUAAACUGCAUUACAUGGAUUCAUAAAUAUGAGAGUGUUUAACAAAUAUUCUCUAGGCAGGUGGGUAGCAGGAUUAUUGAAUGUUUUUAAAAAGAAAAUGAGUUUUCUCCACAUUUCAGUCCC
Biomphalaria glabrata is the source of this 2311-nucleotide messenger RNA. RefSeq lists its product as uncharacterized. The record is from RefSeq and is a predicted model, not a curated record. Lineage: Eukaryota; Metazoa; Mollusca; Gastropoda; Planorbidae. The transcript has 7 exons. Bases 55 to 1281 code for a protein of 408 amino acids.